Molecule: messenger RNA, 483 nt
Organism: Acaulospora morrowiae
Lineage: Eukaryota; Fungi; Glomeromycota; Glomeromycetes; Diversisporales; Acaulosporaceae
Source: the annotation of a GenBank genome assembly
AUGCAUCUAAUAAAAUCCAAUAGUUUGCCUGAUACAAUUGUGCAAGAAUUUAAAAAAUCCAUUCGUGAUUUGCAUGUAAGCCUAGAAAUCAAUAUUAUAAAUAAAAACAAAUCAUUGAAACUUUGCAAUCCUGAAUUUUUCCGUGGAUGCAAAGUUAAAAUUCCAAUAGAGAAUGACAUUGAUCCUUCGGCCAAUAAUGCACAAAUCUCCGGAAAGCUUGCUUCAAGAGGCAUACUGUCAUUUGACGUGCAAGAUAAAGACAGGAAACCUCUUUACCUAAUAAUUACAUGGGCCGUCAAAACUGCAAUGAAGAGGGGAAGAAACUCUGUAGCCAUCACAAUAUGUGAUAAGAAACUUGAAAAAGAAAAUAGUCGUUAUUCAUACAAAAUGUUGCAUAUAAAACAGAAUAGGAAAUAUCCUGGCGACUAUAUUAAUCCUGAUAACAUACAUUAUCGUAUAUCUGGAGGUAUUACCGACGGGUAA